Molecule: messenger RNA, 375 nt
Organism: Penicillium malachiteum
Lineage: Eukaryota; Fungi; Ascomycota; Eurotiomycetes; Eurotiales; Aspergillaceae
Exons: 1
Coding region: 1-375 (124 amino acids)
Source: RefSeq, a predicted model, not a curated record
AUGCAGCUCCAGGUGAAACAGUCUAGAUCUGGCCAGAACGGUCCAUGUUCUACGCGGUCUAUGACAAGAUCUCGAGCUUGGAAUGAGUCGGCUGUCUCCACCCGCUCCAAAAGGCAAAAGGUCACACAUGUCGCUUCACGUGGUCAAUCAGAGGCAGACGAGAUUGUAAUGGAUCCUGCUUUCUCGACCCUUCUUGGCAGUUAUCAUACGCCAGUCGGAAUUUGUAGAACAGCAUCAGCCCGAGGUCACUUAACUGAGAGUUCUGGCGAGUCUUCAGGGUUUUCUGCAAAGAUGGCCGAACACGUCAUGACUCCGAUCGCGAUACCAAAGAACGAGCUAAAGAACGAGGAGUUUAUCGUGAACGCGAGCUUAUGA